AUGGCAGAUUUAGAAUUCGAUUUCGAGGACAACCUGGAGCAGACGGAUUUGAAAACGCAAACGCUCGCACCGACGUUAGCACCGUCGGACCAGCUGGAACCGAGAGCGCAAAAGAAUUACCGACAAACGGUGUGCAGACACUGGCUGAGGAAUUUAUGCAUGAAAGGCGACAAGUGUGGGUUUUUACACCAGUUUGAUAAAGAGCGAAUGCCUACGUGCCGGUACUUUGCCAAGUACGGCGAGUGUAAAGAACCGGAUUGUCCGUAUAAACACUCCAACGACGACGUGAAAGAGUGCAACAUGUAUAAGCUUGGGUUUUGUAUUCACGGACCGAACUGUAGGUAUAAACAUAUUCGGUUGCCUGGACCGGCGCCGCCACCGAACGAAGCGUGUUUGAUUGGGAGACCGGGACAUAUUCACGGCGUGUUGCCGUUCGCGGCGAGGCAAAGACAGAAACAAAUACAAGAGGAGAAAGAGAGACAGUUGUUGAUUGCGAGCGGGGAGCAGCCGAGGGAGGAGCCGGCGCAAGCGAUCGCGGCGCCGUUGCCGCCCGGGCCUCCGCCGAAGAAGGCGAGGACGGUUGAUGUAAACUUAGCGUUGCCCGAGGCGCAAAGAGUAGGCGCCGAACCGGAACAAGACUUUGAUUUCGAAGCUUGA
This is a messenger RNA of Bathycoccus prasinos, 657 nucleotides long. RefSeq lists its product with no specific name. Bases 1 to 657 code for a protein of 218 amino acids. The transcript has a single exon. The record is from RefSeq and is a predicted model, not a curated record. Gene Ontology annotation, molecular function: RNA binding; metal ion binding. Lineage: Eukaryota; Viridiplantae; Chlorophyta; Mamiellophyceae; Mamiellales; Bathycoccaceae.